AGUCAAAUUAGACAAUAUUAGUUGCUGCCACUGGUUGGGUGUGAAUUGAAUUUUUCGUUUUUCCACAAGAAAUCAAUUUCUACUAGAUUUAUUGUUUCCCGCAUAUCUGUCUUUAAUGAUAAGUUCCAUUUAAACAGACAAUAUGAGUAAAAAGUGUGCUAGAUGUGAAAAAACAGUUUAUCCAACUGAAGAGUUGAAAUGUCUGGAUAAGAUAUGGCAUAAGCCCUGUUUCAAAUGCAAAGAAUGUGGAAUGGCUCUUAAUAUGAGAAACUACAAAGGAUACAAUAAGGAACCAUACUGUGAUGCCCAUAUUCCAAAAGCAAAAGCUACAACAAUGGCAGAGACUCCAGAAUUGAAAAGAAUCGCAGCAAAUACAAAAAUUCAGUCCAAUGUCAAAUAUCAUGCAGACUUUGAAGCCAGUAAAGGAAAAUUCACACAAGUAGCAGAUGAUCCAGAAAUAUUGAGAAUCAAGCAAAACACUAAAAUAAUAAGUAAUGUAGCUUACCAUGGGGAACUUCAAAGAAAAGCUGAGAUGGAACAAAAGAGACAACUUAAUGAAAAUGGACAAGCAGAACCUCAAACGAUGCCCCCUUCUACUACGAUGGAUCAUAAAAACGCCAAUCAAGGGCCACCCAGUUAUCAACAUCCUCCGUCAUUCAAUCCCAACAGCAAUGUUGGAAAAAUUAGUGAUUACGAACCAGGUUCAGGAAUGGGAGCCAGUCCGUAUUCCUCAAGAAACUCUCAAACCCUAAUAUAUUCCUCAGAUCACGGAGGAGCAGUUCCCAAUGUUGGUCAAAGCCAACAUAUCGGUUCUGUACUAGACAUGGACCCUGUUAAUCAUAAUUAUGGUUCUCUAGGAAGGGUUUACCGCGCUAUGUACGAUUAUGAAGCACAAGAUGUGGACGAAGUUAGCUUUGUUGAUGGAGAUUUAAUUAUCAACGUAAGCAGUCUGGAUGGUGGUUGGAUGACGGGACAAGUUAAGCGAACUGGUCAAAUUGGUAUGCUACCAGCCAAUUACGUGCAAUUGGCUACCAUUUAAUCUUACCACUUGCCCAAAUUCCCAUUUUGAACUGGGUUUCUCCAAUUUUUCAAUUGUGUUGAGUUCUGUUUGCUGUUAUUAAUUUCUUUAAGGUCGUUUAGCAGAUAUGCUGUCACCUGAAAUUCAUUGUUAACCUAAAAAUGUCAUUUAUUUUCUUUAACUCCAUUAUAAUUUGUGUUUGUAAAAUUGUGAAUUUUAUGCAUGUUUCUUGAAAAGUUCACAGUUGAAAGCAUUUUUACCAUUUCGAGUUCCCAAAAUAAUGAUAAUCUUUUUCAAUUGUAGGUGCUUCAAAAGUCAUUAUGAUAUACAGCAAAUUUAGUAGGACAAUUUCUGAACCAUCUUAUUCAGAAUGACGUAUUUUAUUAAUUUUAUUCACGAGUUGUUGAAUUUAUCUUCAUUGUAUAAAAAUGAAAUAUUCUAAAAACAACUAAUUGGAGAUAAUCAUGGCCUAACCUUGCCAAAAAAAAUAUCCAAAUUAUUUGUCAAUUGAAAAUUUUAAUUUUCUGAUGUCUUCCAGUCAAUUUUGAAUAUAAGAUGUACAGUAUGGAAAUAGAAUUGACUCGACUAUGAAUCUUAGAAGAAAUAUUACAUUUAUGUGGUGAGAAUGCAAUCUUAAUUCAACAUUUAUCAUUCAGAGGUUUUCUUGAAUUAUUCGUGGUAUUUUUGAUUGGGGUGUAAUAAAAAGUUGUAAAUACUUAUCAUGACUCCACCUUUGAAGUUUGAGCCCAGUAAAUGAGUUCCAAGGUUCGAAAAAUAUUUAUUUGCAUAUUUCAGAAGACAGUAGGCAAAUACUUAUUCCGAUAAUGGGGUAAUGAUAUUUGGAAACAUUCUGUAACCCCACAUGGAGUUUCUUUGAAUUCAUUUUUAUGACUUUUAUUCCAUUUGAGCCAAUGAGUCCAUGAUAAUAUGUAUGACUGAAAAAAAUCAUCAUUCCUUUAUGCAUUUAUUUUUUAAUCCUUCUGGAUUAAUGUUAAGAAAGGCUUAUUUUUAGAAAUUUAUUCCAAUAGUGUUUAUAAAAAAAUGUAAUGUCAAAGUUGUGAUCUAAAGCGAAGUGCCUAAUUUUAUACUAGCCUUGAAAACUUUUAUCAAGACUUAUUUUUGCAUUCUUUACAUAAAGCUAUUUGAAACAUAUCGGACAUAUAUUAAACUUAUUGUGUUGUUGUGACACUAAGACUGUAGGUGCUUAAAGUUGAACAUUUUGAUAGUUCUGUAUUAUCAAAAUAAAAUAUUUACAUCACCAUUUUGUACAUUUUGAAUAGUCUCUUUAAUCAAACUAUAUACAUAGUAAUAAUAAUAUGCUUUAAUUUUCUCCACUUGAUAAUUAUAUAUGUUGAUUAAAAAAUUA
Coccinella septempunctata (seven-spotted ladybird) is the source of this 2384-nucleotide messenger RNA. RefSeq names its product LIM and SH3 domain protein F42H10.3. NCBI's taxonomy places the organism in Eukaryota, Metazoa, Arthropoda, Insecta, Coleoptera, Coccinellidae. Bases 143 to 1039 code for a protein of 298 amino acids. The transcript has 4 exons. The record is from RefSeq and is a predicted model, not a curated record. Gene Ontology annotation, molecular function: actin filament binding. Gene Ontology annotation, cellular component: focal adhesion.